GAAACAGUGGCGCACUGUCUGCCCCGUAUUACAAAAAUGUGGUACUGCUCGGCAGAAAUUAUAGAAAAUAUCAAAUGAGUUUUUAAAGUAUAUGUUGCAAAACAGUUGUUUCACUUCCUUACUCUGUAUUUUGUAUUUUAUCAUUUAACGUUUCCAUUCGUUUCGUUUUUUCACAAUACCGAACGAAGACUCCUUGGAUAUAUUUUCGGUCAGCUACAGUGGCUAGCUAUAUUCUAUUUGUACAUUAAUUACUGCUGUCUUGAAGUUCAUUACAUCUUUCGAAUAGUUUUGCCUUCGUGGCGAUGGAUGAAAAUAAUUGUCUUUCACCGAGGAAUGUCUUGUGUUUAUUUGAUGUGGACGGCACCCUGACACCUGCUAGAGAAAAGAUCGACCCCCAGCUGGACGAGUUCUUUCAGUCUCUGCGGAGAAAGGUGAAGAUUGGAGUGGUGGGGGGGUCAGACUACUCCAAGAUCGCGGAGCAGCUGGGGAACGGGGAAGAAGUGAUGCACAAGUUUGACUACGUGUUUGCAGAAAACGGCACAGUGCAGUACAAGGAUGGAAAGCUCAUCUCCAAACAGGCCAUUCAGAACCAGCUGGGGGAGGAGCUGCUGCAGGAUCUCAUUAACUUCUGCCUCAGGUACAUGGGGCUCAUCAAACUGCCCAAGAAGAGGGGCACUUUUAUCGAGUUCCGGAGCGGAAUGCUCAACAUCUCCCCCAUUGGCCGGAGCUGCACGCUGGAGGAGCGAAUCGAGUUCUCUGAAAUCGACAAGAGAGAGAAGAUCCGGGAGAAGUUCGUUGCCGCCCUGCAGGAGGAGUUUGCUGGGAAGGGGCUUCGGUUCACCAAGGGGGGCCUGAUUAGUUUUGACGUGUUCCCGGAGGGGUGGGACAAGACGCUCUGCCUGGACAUCCUGGAGGGGGAGGGGCUGGAGGCCAUCUACUUUUUCGGCAACGAGACCACACCUGGGGGUAAUGAUUAUGAAAUAUUCAAUGACCCACGGACCAGAGGCUUCACAGUGCAGUCCCCCGAAGACACAGCCAGGCUCUGCAGGGAACUCUUCUUCAGUGGCCACCACAGUGAACCUUGACCACAGUGGCCUCACAGAUGGUUGUCUGUGAAACAGCUCCCCCUGCUGAUUAAAACUGGUGCUUCACAAAAAGAAAAGAGGUUAUUUGCCAUCCCUCUUGAGAGUGGCAGCGAUUCUCUCCUUUUUCUUUUGACUGUUGUGAUUGUAACAUGUGCUGUUGCUGCUAGUGACUGAUUUCACAUCAUUCGUAUGUAUAAAAUGUACAUUGAAGAAAAAUUAACAAAAAACAAGAAGGACCCAUGAAAUAUGGAUGUAUUAACUGACCCAAAAACCAGGAAGUGUUGUUGCGCCGAACACACUGAACUGAGUUGUACUGCAUGUGUGUAGAGCUGACAGUGUAGAUAUAAGAGAAUGCUAACCACACACUGCAAAAAUCAUGCCUGUAUAAUGACUUGCACAGGCUCUGAUUUAUUCCAGCUUCUUAACUGAUCCACACACAUCAAACUGACAGAUGUGAAGGGAACAUAAAUCCAUAUUUCUGUGUGUUUACCUUAUUUCAGUAUUUCAACUAAGACUUUUAAUACUAUAUUCCAUUCCCAUAUGUGGGAGAAGUGAUUCUGUUUUAAAAAUAUCCCUCUUUUGCACUUGGAGAAUGCAGCCAAAAGAUCUAGUGGGUCUCCUGUUGAAAAUUACUGCUUAAACCAUCUUAAUCUGGUCCAGCUGGUUUAGGCUGCAUUUUCCACACUUUUAGCUGGUUAGAGCUGGUCGACCAACUGUUCACUAGCUGACCAGCCUGCAGUCAGCUUGUCCACAAGGUUAGCCACCAGCAUACUCUACUAGCUUAAUCGUCUUUAGCCAGCUUUGACCAGCCACAGAUCAGCUUAGUCCAUCAACAGGCCAGUUUUGACCAGCCACAGAUCAGCAAUGACCAGCCACAGGCCAGCUUUGACCAGCCACAGGCCAGGAAUGACCAGCCACCGAUCAGCUUUCACCAGUCACAGAUCAGCUACGAGCAGCUGAGACCAGCAGGUCUUAGCUGAAGUUUUCAGCUGAGUACUUGAUUUUUUUCCCCAGGCAGUUGUCACGUGCAGCUCUGAAACGUGUUUGUUUUUUUAUAUCGGUUUACAUUGUCGCUGUGAGCGAGCAUGUGAUGUGCCAUACUGUAACCCAGCUGAGCUCAUGUGGUUUUUGAGGGAAGGGGAAAGCAGUCUGGUGGGCCGGCUAGCAGUGCUUGUUUACCAAGGAGCCCCAGCUCUGCGGCUACACGGCCCUGAGGCUGUUUUUAUGAUCGUUUUUUUAUGAUGUUUUAUGAUUGUUUGAAACCCGCCCAACCCCUCAGCCUUGUGGACAGUCAGAGAGCCCCAGCCUGCAGGCAGAGGGGUUCAGAGGCAGGCUUUUCCUAAGGUGGAGGUACCACACAUUCUGUAGCCUGAAGGUCAAAGGUCGCAGCUCUGCAGUCUUAACAUUGAAACUUCUGUCUGCCAGUUGAAAUGGAAAAAUCCUUGUUUAAUGCAUGUCAUGAAUAUUCAUGUUCUUAAACUGGGAAUGUCCAUUGGGAACCCCUGUUACUGGGACCCCCCCCCCCCCCCCCCCAGACAGAGAGUAAGGAUUUUUGUGAGGAUGGAAGGAACUCAGGAGCUGAAUGUCUGGUUACUGUAGAGAAUGCGGGGGGACUGGUGGCACACGAUUAGCUGCUCAUUGGUUUCACAUGAUGUCACUUGCAGUAUGUUGUAAUCAUGUCAGUGAAGGGUUGUUAAAUGCAGUCUAGCAUUUCGGUGUGCACUUCGGUCGGAGUUCUUCUCGAUGGGUGGUGUUAGGAUGCUGCAACCUAACCGUCACCCUGAAGCCUGUUCUUGAUUGGCAGGUAUUCUGCAAGUUUGUCCAAAUCCCAAUUGGGAUUUUUAUUGAUUACUGAAGUAUGGAAACGGUAUAAGGAAAUUAAUGUAUUUUAAAUAAAACAUAUUGUGAAAGAC
Molecule: messenger RNA, 2998 nt
Organism: Anguilla anguilla (European eel)
Lineage: Eukaryota; Metazoa; Chordata; Actinopteri; Anguilliformes; Anguillidae
Product: phosphomannomutase 1-like
Exons: 8
Coding region: 303-1085 (260 amino acids)
Biological process (GO): protein N-linked glycosylation; mannose metabolic process; GDP-mannose biosynthetic process
Cellular component (GO): cytosol
Molecular function (GO): phosphomannomutase activity
Source: RefSeq, a predicted model, not a curated record